UCUCGUUAUCCGGUAUUCCGUUUGACCGUUGUGAUACACCUCUAAAAAAUUGCCUGAAACGAAAGGUAGCAGGACAUCUCAGGGUAAAAUGUCAAGCGUAGAGCUUUGUGAGAGUUUGAUGAUAUGGUUACAGACGUUUGAAAUAAGGUGUAAACAUGAAACGGUGAACGAGCUCACUGAUGGCGUAGCGAUAUGUGAAGUACUCUGUCAGAUUGCCCCCUCCUUUUUUGAUGCAAAUUGGUUUGGUCGAAUAAAGCAAGGUGUUGGAGACAACUGGCGAUUAAAAGUCAGUAAUCUGAAGAAAGUGUUGAAAGGAAUUCUAGACUACCAGAAUGAUAUCCUAGGGCAACAAAUAUAUGACUAUCGUAUGCCUGAUGUGAAUGCUAUUGGUGAACGUGAAGAUCCAGAAGAGUUGGGUAGACUUCUACAGCUGACAUUGGGAUGUGCCGUCAAUUGUGACCAUAAGGAAAAGUACAUUAACAUCAUUAUGGGGAUGGAAGAAGCAGUACAGGUUGUGGUGAUGAAUGCAAUACAGGAAUUGAUGACAAAAGAGAAACCUAUGUCCCAGGCUGCUGAAGACUUUGCCGAAAUUGAACAGCAAUUAAAAAGAGCUCUGGAGGAUGUGCAAAGGAUACAAGGUGAAAAAGAAGAAAUUGUACAAAGAUGUCAUGAACUUGAUACACAGGUUGCAUCGCUGGCUGAAGAAAAACAGAAAUUACAUGCCGAAAAUGAACGAUUAUCUGAAAAAAUAGAACAAGGAGAAGGAUUGGAUGACCCCACUACCCCUGUUGGCAGGAGGUAUCAGCAGUUACAGAAUCAGGUUGAGCAACUACAGGAGGAAAAUUACCGCUUGGAGGCCCAGAGGGAAGAUUUCAGGAUAAAAGCCGAAGUCCAGGAGAAGGAGAUCAUAGAACUUGCACAGAAGAAUGAAGAACUAGCGACGCUUGCAGACGAAGCAAGGACAUUGAAUGAUGAACUAGACAUACUCCGGCAUACCUCGGACAAAGUCAGCAAAUAUGAAGCAACGAUAGAGUCUUAUAAGAAAAAAUUAGAAGAAUUGAGUGAUUUAAAAAGACAACUUAAGCUAUUAGAAGAAAAGAACACUGUUUAUAUGCAAACCAAUAUUGAUCUUGAAGAUGAAUUAAAAAAGUCGGGUUCAUACAGGUCACAAGUCGACAUGUACAAAAGACAGCUACAUGAGUUACAUGUACAGUUAACAGAAGAAACGCAGCGAGCGGACAAAGCUGAAUUUGAACAAAAGAGAUUACAAGAAAAAACAGAAGUAUUAAGCAGGGAAAAAGUACGACUCAUGUCUGAAAGGGACGCCCUUCAAGAGUGCAACGAUGAACUAACAGUAUCACACUUAGAAAGGUCACCACCCAGGUCACCGGACACAUUACACACCAGUACAUCCCCAAUUUUAGGAGACAUGGUCACACCGGAUAUCAAAGAAAAGUUACUUCGAUUACAACAUGAGAAUAAAAUAUUGAAAUUAGAACGUGGUGAGAGUUCUGAUGGUGAGACCCAGUUACUACGUAGUCUUUUGGAAGAUGCUAAUGUCAGGAAAUCAGAAUUAGAAUUGCACAACAGAUCGGCGAAUCAACGAAUUAUGCAGCUAGAGGCAGAAUUAGAAGAAUUAAAACUUCAUCCACCAAGCAAUAAAGUAGUUGUAUCAAGUAGUGAAACAACAGAACUCAAGAGGAAAUUACAAGAUUAUAUGGAAAAAGUUCGAGAAAUGGAUGUUGACAUAAUGAAGAAAAAUGCAUAUAUUGAUGAUUUGGAACCUAAGGUUGCUAAUAGUGAUGAUGAAAUCCAGGCCCUUCAAGAAAUGCUGAAUAGAAAAGAUGAGGAUAUGAGGGCGAUGGAAGAUCGGUAUAAAAAGUAUUUAGACAAAGCAAAAAGCGUCAUAAGGACACUUGAUCCAAAACAGAAUCCUGGUGCAGCCCCUGAAGUGCAAGCAUUAAAGAAUCAACUUACAGAAAAACAGAAACUUAUAGAGCAUUUAGAGAAUGACCGUGAGAAGACCAAGUCUGUUAAAGAAGUGGAAGAGAAACUCAUAGUCAGUGCAUGGUAUAAUUUGGGUAUGCAAUUACACAGGAAAGCUGCAGAAGAGAGGUUAGCUAACAGCGCAACGGGUCAGUCUUUCUUAGCCAGGCAACGACAAGCCAGUACGAGACGAUCCCAAACCAUCACAACUGGGAGUCCAAACAAUGGGGCAAGGUGAUUAUGACAAUGCUAUCCCGUUGCUGCAUGGCGAGCCUAGACACAAAAUGUAGUGGUGAUGGUAGGAUCAUUGCAUGGCUGUAGAGCGGCUUCUAAAUUAGAUACACAUCCGUACAUAACAUUUGCAGCUUCUUAUAAAGUGAUUUUUUCAUCAUCUCAAACCUUUUAUUUUUGAAAACAAUAUGGAAUAAUUUGCAUAAGCAUUCCAUAAUGCAAGUAUCACAUGAUUGCUUUGCUCCAAUCAUUACUUG
Saccoglossus kowalevskii is the source of this 2474-nucleotide messenger RNA. RefSeq names its product protein Hook homolog 3-like. Gene Ontology annotation, molecular function: microtubule binding; dynein light intermediate chain binding. NCBI's taxonomy places the organism in Eukaryota, Metazoa, Hemichordata, Enteropneusta, Harrimaniidae. Gene Ontology annotation, biological process: cytoplasmic microtubule organization; cytoskeleton-dependent intracellular transport. Gene Ontology annotation, cellular component: cytoplasm; centrosome. The record is from RefSeq and is a predicted model, not a curated record.